This is a messenger RNA of Paramecium tetraurelia, 1248 nucleotides long. RefSeq lists its product as uncharacterized. The transcript has 2 exons. The record is from RefSeq and is a predicted model, not a curated record. Gene Ontology annotation, cellular component: endoplasmic reticulum membrane. Lineage: Eukaryota; Ciliophora; Oligohymenophorea; Peniculida; Parameciidae. Gene Ontology annotation, molecular function: transmembrane transporter activity. Gene Ontology annotation, biological process: transmembrane transport.
AUGGGAAAAAAGACUGUUUUGAUUCUUACAUUUAUUAGUUAUGCCUAAAUGCAUGCAGCCAGAACUCUAUGGUCAUACAUGCAAAAAUAUUUAACCAUAGAUAACUAUGAUAAAAAUAAAAUGGGAUAGGCAUAUUUAACAUUCCUAUUAACAUAUGGCAUUGGUAUGAAUACAAUAGGUCCUAUGUGUUGUAAAAACAGUUUGAAGCAUUCUAUUGGAAUUAGUUGUAUGGCAGUUGGUAUGUUGUUUGCAAUCCUUGGGAUAUUGCAGGAGUUUCAACUCUUAACUUUUCCAUUGGUCAUAAUAUUAAUGGCUAUAAAUGGUUUAAUACAAUCUGCAUGCUAUCCUGCAUGCGUAAAUGUAUUGGGAAAUUGGUUUAAAAAUCAUAAGGUAGGUUUAAUGAUGGGGUUAUGGUCAGGAUGUGUUAACGCGGGUGAUAUUUAUGGAUUAUUAAUUGGUGAUGUUGUCAUUCAAAGACUCGAAAUGCCAGUUUAUUGGGGCUUUUACUUUAUGUCAUGCUGUCUGAUUCUAGUUAGUGUAGCCACCUUGUCAUUUUUGUAAAGCGAACCUAGAAAUUAAAUUUAAGGUGUAAAUGAAUCGGAAUCUGCUCCUUUAAUUUUAAAAUAGAAAAAUAAAAGUUUAAAUGUUCUAUCAGCCUGGUUGGUUCCUGGAGUUGCCAUUUAUGCCGUAGGAUAUGCUUGUCUUAAAGGAACUUUCUAUGGAUUUUUAGAUUGGUUGCCCUUCUAUUUUUAAUAAAAGGGAGAGAAACUUGAGAAUCAUUCUUCAUAUAUUUCACAAAUGUUUGAUGUUGGCUGUUAUGUUGGUGGAAUAUUCUUAGGAUACUUGGGUGAUAAAUAUAAGCGACGUGCCUGUUAUUUUGUGCCAAGCUUGUUAUUGGCAAUGUGUUCUAUGUUGGUGAUUAAAUUCUGUUUGGAUUUGAUAGUCUGGCCAUAUUAUCUUUGCAUUUUGGCAAUAGGUAUCUUCCAGGGAGGACCAUACAAUAACAUUUCAGGAGUGAUUUCAAUUGAACUUACUAAAUAGUUUGAAAAUGAUAAGGCAGCGAUAUCAACUGUAUCCUCCUUGAUUGAAAGUACUGGAACUCUGACAGCCGCCAUGUUCUAGAUCAUCAUCCCAAGGAUCGGAGACGAACACUUAUUUACCUUUUUGUGUCUUAUAACAUUAUUAGCUGAAUUAGUUUGUUGCGUUCUUUUAUUCAGAGAAUUAAAAGCUAAAAGAAGAUCCAAAUGA